CCCGCGCGCCUCGUGCCUCGCGCCUCGCGCCUCGCGCCACGUCCCCGCCCCGGGCCCUGCGCGCCGCGGAGUUGGCGGCUGGGCGGGCGCGGGCCUGGGUGUGGCCGGCGACACUCGGCGGCGCUGCGCUCUGCGGGCUGGCUCGGCGCUCUGGGGCUGCCGCGCGCCCCGCGGACCCCGGCUCCCUGCAGUGGUUGGAAGCGCCUGCUCUUGGCUGAAGGACCUCGGCUCCCACGAUGAGUGAGCUGGAGCAGCUGCGCCAGGAGGCGGAGCAGCUGCGGAAUCAGAUCCAGGAUGCUAGGAAGGCGUGUAAUGAUGCCACACUCAUUCAGAUCACAUCGAAUAUGGACUCCGUGGGUCGCAUCCAGAUGCGCACUCGGCGCACCCUUCGGGGCCACCUGGCUAAGAUCUAUGCGAUGCACUGGGGAUAUGAUUCAAGGCUGCUAGUCAGUGCUUCUCAAGAUGGAAAAUUAAUUAUUUGGGAUAGCUAUACAACAAAUAAGAUGCACGCUAUUCCCUUGCGCUCCUCCUGGGUGAUGACGUGUGCUUAUGCGCCCUCUGGCAAUUACGUGGCUUGUGGAGGCCUGGACAACAUCUGCUCCAUCUAUAACCUGAAGACCCGAGAGGGAAACGUGAGAGUGAGCCGAGAGUUACCUGGUCACACGGGCUACUUGUCCUGCUGUCGGUUUUUGGACGACAGUCAAAUUGUGACGAGUUCAGGGGAUACAACCUGUGCUCUGUGGGACAUCGAAACCGCCCAGCAGACCACCACAUUCACCGGGCACUCGGGUGACGUGAUGAGCCUGUCCCUCAGCCCUGACAUGCGGACUUUCGUCUCUGGUGCUUGCGACGCCUCCUCCAAACUAUGGGAUGUUCGAGACGGCAUGUGUCGACAGUCUUUCACGGGCCACGUGUCCGACAUCAACGCUGUCAGUUUUUUCCCAAAUGGCUAUGCUUUUGCCACCGGCUCCGAUGAUGCCACUUGCCGCCUCUUUGAUCUGCGUGCGGACCAGGAGUUGCUCAUGUAUUCUCAUGACAAUAUCAUCUGUGGCAUCACGUCUGUGGCCUUCUCCAAAAGUGGGCGCCUCCUCUUAGCUGGUUACGACGACUUUAAUUGUAACGUGUGGGACACGCUGAAAGGAGACCGUGCAGGUGUUCUUGCUGGUCACGACAACCGCGUCAGCUGCUUAGGUGUAACUGAUGACGGCAUGGCUGUGGCCACAGGCUCGUGGGACAGUUUUCUGAGGAUCUGGAAUUAAAUCAUGUCGUGCGUAAUUUCUAUUCUCCAUUGAUAUCUGGAGGAAUCAGUGCUACAGCCUAUAGCUGUGAAAAAAAAAAUCCUACCUUCUAUUUGCAAGUGAAGAUUUUUCUAUUGAGCCUAUGAUGAACAAAAUGAAAUUCCAGUAAACUUCAACACAAGAUGAAAAACAACAAAAGGCGAAGCUGCUUGCUGAGAUCAAAAGGAUGGGGGUCUUUGAAGAGUUGAGUUUAUUUAGAUGGAUGAAUUUUUGUAGUCAGAUUCCUUUCUUUUGAAAAAUGUCCACAUUAUAGCAGCCUACCAUGUUUUAAUGCUUAUUUGUGUGUGUAUGUUUUUUUUUUUUAAAGAACUGCAUUUAAAAUUUUGUCUAUGUAAGCCAUGUCCUCUUUUUGAGUUUUGUAAUGGAGAAGCCAAGCAGAGUCAGGGGUGGAAAGGAUACGUGUUGCCUAUAUAUGUAGGAAAGCCAUUCCUCAAUGUGAUCCUGGGGGCUCAUGAUUAGAUCGCCAAGAGACUCAGGUACUUCUGAGAGAAGUCAUUUGAAACAUUGUUAGGUUCUGGUGUGUCUUUUUUUCAGUUUAUGUGAAUGUUCAUUUUCAGUCCUCUGAGGGAGAAGCAAAUCUCAAGGCCAGGGAUUAGGGAUUUCACUGAAAUUUUAGACAUCUCUUAAAAGAUCUGAUGAAUAAUAGGUGGGUAGAGGCAACCCACUUCGAUGUCUCUUGGCACUUUGAAGGCCUGGUUGUAAGAUGAUGCUCUGAGUAGCUCUGCAUAGACGGAUUUCCCUUCUGACUUCAUUUCCUGGAAUUGAGUCUGUAAUGCAUUCAUUUCAGGAGUUUGGACAUUUGGAUUGUUCCUGUAUCAGAAACUUCCAUCCUAGUGUGCCCUAUCUAGUAGGUUUCUAGAUAGGAAAUAUAAUCCCAUGACAUAUUUUUGAAAGAUGUGUAAAAGCUCAUCCAUCAUCAACGAAGUCUGACUAGUUAGGAUGUAAUGGAGAUGGCUUUAUGAAAGUCUGGUGACAUAACUUAAAAUCUCAAUGGGUAACUGUCUGCCUUCAAAAUUUUCUAAACUAAAAAAUAAAACUAAACAUGUAGGCUUUUGCUCUUCUGUAACAUUUCUUUCCUCAGCACAGAGUACUGAUUUCCAAGUGGUUUUGCUUCAGAGAAUUCCCAGACCUAAAAAGCCAAAAGGAAAACUCCAAGAAAAUUGUGGAAGGAGUCAAAGGAAAAUACUGAGCAGUGUGUCUGCUUGUCAGUGAUAUCUGUCUAUUCCUAGAAGGGCCCCUGAAUUGGAACGAAAGUCAUUUGCUUCAGAGAAGCAAAUCUAAAGACUUGGGUUUCCUCCUUGGAUUUUCUCUUUCAAAUACACGCGAAUGAUUGACAGGAAAAGAUUGUUUGUCUUGCUUGAUGGUGAAGUCAUAGGUUAUCCCCAUAUUAUAUAGAACUGCAUUUGUUUCGUACAAAACACUGUCAGUUGCCAUUGAAGUGGGUCUCUGUUAACUUUUGGUCACCUGUAACUCUAAACCUAAAUACUCCUAAACUUCACCUGUAGAUUUUCAUUUUUAUAUUGUGAAUGUGCUUGUGAGUUGUAAUAAUGAAAUAUCAGGUUUGUGUCAGAUCAGUGGAUAGUAAAAAAAAAAAAAAACUAUACAAGAAGAUUAAGAUGUAGGACCAGAACAGAAUAUUGUCAAAGGAUUGCAUGAAUGUAUAUUUAUAUGCAUAUAUAAAAUUUCCAUUAGCUUUUUAGCUAUUAAUAUUUGUGGUCUAUUUAUUUCAUAAAGAGCAGCUCUUUGAGAUAAGACAAGAAUAUUUUUCUGUGUUCUUGUGUUUUGCAGUGUCAGGAAUUGAACCCAGGGCCUCAAACAUGCAAAACAAAUGCUGUGCCAAUGAGCUACACCCCAGCCCCAAGAAAAGAACAUGUUAAAGGACUGUGUUUAUUUUCCCAAAAGUGAGGAGAGAAGGGUUUACCAUGUACUCUAUUCCAAAAUUGAGUUCAAGGAUCACUUGUAUAUGCAAAAUAUCCUUCUAUAGGAAAAAAAGUACUCCCCUUUGAAAAUUAUUCCAGUAACAAGAUACUUUAGUCAGAGAAACACAGGGACUAUAGGAAUUCUGUGGUCUUAAACUUGUUGAAAAAAACAUUGUGAGGCUGGGAGUGUGUAACACGAACCUUGCAUAUGUGAGGCCCUGAAUUUGAUCUCUAGCACCACAGAAAGAGAAAAGUUUAGUAUCAAGGUCUGUAUAUAUAGUUUAAAAGCAAUUCCCAUACAUAUUAUCAGGCAACUAAAACCUAGUCACUGUAGAGGCUAGUUGCAUAUGACCAAAUGAUGGCCUCAUAACCAUGUUAACUUUCUAAAUCUAUGCAUUCUAGUGAUUCUAGUUCCAAUAGCUAAAACUUUUUGUUGAAGUUUGAGUUCAGCUACUUGUCUAAUUCUGUGGCGCAUAGUUUUUUGAAAUCUGUGUAAGAGAAUAUAAUUUGUAAAAACAAUGUAUAGUUUGAAUCUGGGUUUUCUUUCAAGGCGUAGCAGUUUGAUCAAAUGUAGCUUCUAAGGAAUUUGCAUCAGAGCAGUUAUUCGGUACCUGUUUUCUUUUUCAUCUUUUUUUCGUUGAAGUUUAACGUGCUUCACUUGUUUUAUUUAUACUUUCACUUCAUAAAGAUUAGUUUAUUGAGAUCUGGCAAGAGUAUUUUAAAGGCACACACUCUCGAGCUGUGUACAGGGGUUAAGACGCUUGCCUGGCAUACACCUGGCCUACGUUCUAUCUUUGGUACCACACAUGGUCCCCCAAGCACUGCCAGGAAGGAUCUCUGAGCACAAAGCCAGAAGCAAGCCCUGGGCACGGCCAGGUGUGGCCCAACAGGCACAGCCUCUUUUCUGUAAGAAAGUGAUAGUGCUGGCUGUGUUGUUCGCCAAGUCAUCCCCCAUCCCUGAAGAAAGCAGUUCUUGUUCUGUUCUCCACAAGGUCUGUGCUGAGAACAGGGAGAACGGGCCUUUGUGCUGAUGGACAGGCUUCAUUUGAGGCAGUUGCACUAUUGGUGGAUCCAAGCACUGUCUCCAAGUCAGAAAUUUUAGAACUGGGAUGCCCUAGCUACACAUACCAUAUGAUGUUCCAUCUUUAUAGAUGCACAGAGUUGGGCUUAUUAAUAGUUUAGACUCAGCUGAAUUAUAGCAUGAGGAUGAUGGCGAACUUUCAGAGAAAAGGGAUGUAGGUGCUUUUGGAAUGUUACACAGUUGUAAAGCUAACCUGUUGAUCUUCACCUCUUCAGGUGACAAAAUGAGAUUAAAAUAUACUUACCGUGCCAUUAUCACACACACAGGAAAAUCAGUGCUUUACUUGCGAAUGUUUCACAUUAUAAACAAUUGAAUCCUUGUGGCUUAAUUGGUAAUGUGCUUAUACUUUGGGAAAUGGUUUAAUGUCUCAAAUAGAUCCCUUAAAUAAUCAUGGUCUUUCUAGAAUAUGUAGAAUGUGAAUCAGACUUAAGAAAAUUUUAAAAUCUAUUAUGUUCAGUUUCUAUUUUUUCAAUUUGCCAUUAUGGAAAACAAACUUUAAACUAUUUCACUCUUAGAUUCAAACAUGUUAGACCAUCUUUCUUGUGAGAAAAGUGCACAGUGAAUACAGCUGGAAUUUUAAGUUACACUAACUGUGAAAUAUGUGUCAUACACUCCAUUGUGAGUUUCCUGAAGUUGUGCUAGAUUUUACAAUAUUGAUUACAAUGGGUACUCCUCAGUGAUUGGCAGUUGAAUGUGUAAGCUAGCUUUCUGUGUUUAAAAAAGUAAUGAUUGUUGGUACACUUUAUAUUUUUGCAUAUUUGUUUGCAUGUUGAUAAAAUUUCCUUUUGCUUCCUGAAAUUCAAUGACUAAUUCUAUAAAAGUUAAAGUGCAACAUUAUGAAAAAGAAGUUUCAACUGGUGUUAGUGCCCAAAAAUCUUAAAUUUUUUUUUAAUAACUAGAAUUUCAGUGAUAUACUUGGUAAAUACUUCAAGCCUUUUCUCUUAUACAAUGGUGCUCUAUCCUACUGUCUCUUUUCAAAGAAGCAUCUGAACACUUGUAUUUUGCAUAUUGUAUCCAAAGGCAUCCACAUCUCAGUGGGUAGUGGGUCAAGUGGACAUUUUACUUCACCUAAAAUAAUUUUUACACAUUUGUGGCAAACUAAGUCUGUAGAAGGACAAUAGACAAGGUGAACCUCCUAGAUUAAAGCUCUUAAAGAAGCUUUAAACUAAACUAUGGACUUAUACCAUGGCUUAACAGUAUUCUUGGAUCUUUCUUGCAGUGAAUCAUCCCUUUAUUUGUACAGUAGCUGUGAAAUGUUGCUGUGGAUUGGUAUACUAAUCAAUAAAGUGCAUUUAACCAGA
Molecule: messenger RNA, 5599 nt
Organism: Sorex araneus (European shrew)
Lineage: Eukaryota; Metazoa; Chordata; Mammalia; Eulipotyphla; Soricidae
Gene: GNB4
Product: G protein subunit beta 4
Exons: 10
Coding region: 237-1259 (340 amino acids)
Biological process (GO): G protein-coupled receptor signaling pathway
Cellular component (GO): cytoplasm; heterotrimeric G-protein complex
Molecular function (GO): signaling receptor complex adaptor activity; protein binding
Source: RefSeq, a predicted model, not a curated record